Molecule: messenger RNA, 819 nt
Organism: Strongyloides ratti
Lineage: Eukaryota; Metazoa; Nematoda; Chromadorea; Rhabditida; Strongyloididae
Product: Homeobox domain and Homeodomain-like-containing protein
Exons: 2
Coding region: 1-819 (272 amino acids)
Biological process (GO): regulation of transcription by RNA polymerase II
Molecular function (GO): RNA polymerase II transcription regulatory region sequence-specific DNA binding; DNA-binding transcription factor activity, RNA polymerase II-specific
Source: RefSeq, a predicted model, not a curated record
AUGUCAGAAAUGAACAAUAAUAAUACUUUAUUACCAAGUAAUACAAAUAUUUAUGAAUUUAUAUUUCAUCAUAUAUUUAACUCUACUACAACACCUUCCACAGAAAUGUCAUCAACAAAUUCAAUGAUGGAUCAAAUUAAUACUACACCAUUAUCUAAUCUUGAAUUUAAUAAUAUUUUAGCACAAGCUGUAGUAAAUAAUGUAUUGUUACCAUCUUCACCUAUCUCAUCACCAACAAUUAAUAAUUCAGAUUUUGGAUUAACAACUACAACAAAUAGUAUUGAAGAUGGUCGUUCUGAUUCUGGUGAAGCUGUAUCACCUAAUAAUAUACUAACAUCAAAUGAUAGAAAACGUAGAAGGACAAGAACUAAUUUUAGUAGUGCACAAUUAAAAACACUUGAAGAAGCAUAUGAAGUUUCCCGUUAUCCUGAUGUUUAUACACGUGAUGCAUUAGCACUUUCAUUAGGUCUUAAUGAAUCACGCGUCCAAGUAUGGUUUCAAAAUCGUCGUGCUAAAGAAAGAAAGAUGGUUGGUGAUCUUGUAGAGUCAUCAGAAAUGAAAGAGGAUAUUAAAGAAGUCGCAACAAAUGGUACUCCCUCAACGAUAGAUGGUGAUGACAAGGAUGAUAAGGAUUGUCCAAUUGUAACAAAAAAAGGAAGUUUUCAGAUAGAUUCACUUUUAGCAAGACAACGAGUUCCAAGAGGAAGAAGACCAAAUGCAAUGUAUCCAAGGGUUCAAGCUUGUAAAAAUCUAACUCCUUAUUUUUUACAAGGAUUUUUAAUUAAUCAACCUGCGGGAAAAAUUAUAAAACCUGAAUAA